UGUUAAAUCGGCUUGUGCAGUACAGGAUCAAGUCUGAAGUGAACCUCCAAAAGAUUGCAGAGUAGAAUCGAGCCUUCUCCGAUCAAUGCUUCCGUUACAUCAUUUUGCAUAAAUCCUCAUCCGAGUAUGACCGGAAGUGGUCGAAGAAGUGCACGAAGUAGAACCAAGCCCUCCACAGACGCCGGCGAAGACUGUUCUAUCGGUCACACGAAAAGUAACCUGAAACGAAGAGGAGAUAGAAGUAGAGAUCAAAGUUUGAUUCAAAUCUUCAUUGUCAACGUCAAAUUCAUGCUCGGUCUUGGCGUGUUUGCUUUAUUGAUCGUCGGCUAUGUGAUUCGUACUCUCAUAAACCCCGUCGAAGGAGCCGAGAUGUCUAGGGUUGUAACGCCAUUUCCAGCUCCGAAACUGAUGGACCUUCCCAUGUUUCAAGGCGAGCAUAGAGAGAGCUUGUACUGGGGAACUUAUCGUCCUAAUGUUUAUCUUGGGAUUCGAGCAAGGACUCCUCGAUCUUUGGUUGCUGGUUUGAUGUGGAUUGGUAUAAAGGAUGGGAGAUACUUUGUGCGGCAUGUUUGCCAAGACUCAGAUGAGCUGAGCAAAUAUGGUUGGGCACAACAUAAUGGACGUGAUUUUGCACACCAGGUACUUGUUGACCAAGAGAUGGUCUUGAUGACAAGUUUCUUGAAAUCAAAGGGGGAGGGUAGUGGCUAUGGGGGAGAUUGGGCCCUUCGAAUUGACAUGCAAAGUGAGAAGUUCGCAUUGGAUGAAGAUACGUUACAUAUUUUCUUCUAUUUAGCUGAUGAAGAUGAAAUUGUUCUAAGUGUGCGUAAAGAGAUCAUAGACUUUCGUGAUAAUUCUCUUUUGGCUACUGGUUCACGAGCAGAAAUUGGUGGUUGGCAGCUACAUCUAAAAUCAACGGAUGGCUUGGAGGUCCACUAUGCAGGUUUCAAGACACCUCAUAUUCACAAUCUAUCAGAUCUUGUCCAGCAAAAUCUUGGGGCUCAAGUGAGGAUGUUUGGUCGGCUUCAGCUAUCUGACUCCUCUGAUGAUUCUCCAAACAUAUUAGUUUUUCAGAUUUCUGGUAGGAUUCCGUUUAGAACAGAUAUUACUUUUGUUUCUGGAACUGACAAAAAAGAGCCAAGAGUUGGAGACCGCGUAAACAGCCUUACAGGUGUCAUGCUAACUAAUCAACUUGAGGAGAAGCAGAGGGAAUUUGAGAGAAAAUUUGAACAGUGCUUUAAUUUGGCUGACAAGAGUGAUUCUGAUUCCAUGAUUGUCGGUAAGGCUGCUAUUGGAAACAUGUUGGGCGGCAUUGGCUACUUUUAUGGCCAAUCAAAAAUUUCACAACCCGGCAAUUUCAAUGUUAAAACUCACGAUAAUUUCAUUUCAUAUUGGCCCGCUGAGCUUUACACAGCUGUUCCAAGUCGUCCAAUCUUUCCAAGGGGAUUUCUUUGGGAUGAAGGUUUUCAUCAACUGUUGAUCUGGCGUUGGGAUAUUCAUAUAAGCUUGGAUAUCGUUGGUCACUGGUUAGAUUUGAUGAAUAUUGAUGGGUGGAUUCCUCGUGAGCAAAUAUUGGGUGCCGAAGCUUUAAGUAAAGUUCCAGAGGAUUACGUUGUUCAGCAUCCCACAAAUGGAAAUCCACCAACUUUUUUUUUGGUUCUGCGCGAAUUAGUUGAUGGCUUGAAGAAAAACAAGUUUACUGCCAAUGAAAGCAGAGGCAUACUAGACUUCCUAGAACGGGCUUUUGUUCGUCUUGAAGCAUGGUUUCACUGGUUCAAUACUACACAGACAGGGAAGCAGAUGGGCAGCUACUUUUGGCAUGGUAGAGACAACAUGACAACUCACGAACUAAAUCCUCAGACACUGACCUCUGGGUUGGAUGAUUAUCCUCGUGCUUCACACCCAAGCGAAGAUGAACGUCACGUAGAUCUUAGGUGCUGGAUGCUUCUUGCUGCAGAUUGCCUUCAUUCAAUUGCAAUGUUGUUUGAGAAGGAAAGCAAGUCUGGAAAGGAGUAUGGUUCAACAAUUAAGCUGCUUUCAGAUUUUGAAAUUCUGAAUCAGAUGCACUUGGAUGAGGGAUAUGGAGCUUAUUUUGAUUUUGGAAAUCAUACAGAAAAGGUUCGUUUGAAAGAAAUGAACGCACCUCGAGAGCUUGUUCGAGAAGUCUUAGAAGUGCCAGAAUUGAGGCUGGUUCCUCAUGUCGGUUAUGUCAGCAUUUUCCCAUUUAUGGGGAGGAUCAUCCCUUCUGAAUCAUGGAUUCUGGAAAAGCAGCUUGACCUCAUAUCCAAUAGAAGCAUCAUGUGGACUGACUAUGGCCUAUGUUCUCUGGCCAAAACAAGUACAUUAUACAUGAAAUACAAUACAGAGCACGACGCACCUUACUGGAGAGGCCCAAUUUGGAUGAACAUGAAUUACAUGAUUCUUUCCGCGCUCCACCAUUACUCCAGAGAAGAUGGACCAUAUAGAGAGAGAGCCAAGGUCAUCUACAAUGACCUCAGGAGUAACUUGAUUAGAAAUGUGGUCCAAAACUAUAACCAAACAGGGUUUUUCUGGGAACAGUAUGAUCAGGAGACGGGUAAGGGGAAAGGCGCACGCCUGUUUACAGGUUGGACAGCACUUGUGCUAUUAAUCAUGGCGGAGGUUUACAAUUAGGCUAGAGCCUGUCAAACAUGGUGUGUGUUUUUUUUUUGGAAGGUAAAAUUUAGAAUAAUGCUUGAGACGUCCAAAAUAUAAUCACUAUUUCACCUCAAUUGGUGUGUUAUGAUAAAUAUAAAUGGUUAUUUUGCAUGACACAUAAAUUUGGAGUAAAAUGGUGGUCAUAUUUUGGAGUAUGAAGCAAUACUCUAAAUUUAUUAAAAAAUGGAAAACGAUACAUCACGGAGGGUCGGAGCCAAUAUAAUCCCAUACAUUUUGCAUCUCCAACACACUAUGGGGAAAUUGGGAAUACAACCAGCCUAAAACAGGUGGUAGUUUACUGUAUUGUAGUAUUAAUCAUGCCGGAAUUUUAUUGUAUUGUUGUAUUCCAUUCGGAGAAUUGUUGUUUACAUCUUUCAAACUGUACUAAUCUCUUCAUGGUUCUUGUUAUAAAACCUGCAACAAGAUACAGCCUUCACUAUUUUUUAGUUAUGCCAUAUAAACGAUAUCAGUACAGUAAGCAAUCACAAUGGUAAGUUUUUGUCGGGAACAACAAAAUGAGUUGAAAGAUGUGUUUUGUUGAUGUGGUUUAGUAUUUUAUUAAUGUGGCCGGGACAAUAAAAUGUAUUGGUACAAUGAUGUAAAUUUACUGACUUGAUUUUUGUAUAAUAGAGGUAGGAUUCAGUAUUAAUUUUGGAUCAGCGUGGAGGAAUGCAAUGUAACGUGAGCAAUUAGAAAGAGGCCAACAAAUAGGCCUUAUUGGAGCACAAAAAAUUUUAAUGGGCAAAGAAAAAAUCAUUUUUUGCCUUCCAUGCCCAAGCAAAUGCACAUCAUUGCAUUUGCUCUAACCACACCAACAUGUUCUCGAAAAGUUACAAUUUUACGGUGCUUUGCAGCUCAGGUGUUUGAUUAUUUGCCUCUUCCAGGGUGAAAUUUGAAUGUGUAUGAAGGCCAUCGCAUGAUCAGGAAUGGUGGAGAAGAAACUUCUUCCCUGGCUUAAAUUCUACACAGGCACAGCAUCAGAGCUUCCAUUCAACAAUAAUAUGACUUCAAACAAACAAUACUAACAUAUAUUUUGCACAUUGCUGCCUCAGCUACACGCAGAAUGCAAGGUAGGCAAAUUGACCACAAUGCGUACUAGUAUGAAGCAGAAAUCCAUAAAGCUUAUUUGACACUGAAAAGAUAAAUCUGGUAGCAGGUCUUAAACAUCAUGACAAAACCACAAAUUAAACAUCUGCAACGGUUUA
Messenger RNA from Tripterygium wilfordii, 3878 nucleotides. RefSeq names its product mannosyl-oligosaccharide glucosidase GCS1-like. Bases 127 to 2649 code for a protein of 840 amino acids. The transcript has 22 exons. The record is from RefSeq and is a predicted model, not a curated record. Gene Ontology annotation, biological process: oligosaccharide metabolic process; protein N-linked glycosylation. Gene Ontology annotation, molecular function: Glc3Man9GlcNAc2 oligosaccharide glucosidase activity. Gene Ontology annotation, cellular component: endoplasmic reticulum membrane. NCBI's taxonomy places the organism in Eukaryota, Viridiplantae, Streptophyta, Magnoliopsida, Celastrales, Celastraceae.